CCUGCCUCAGCCAGAUGCCUCCCUCCUUCUGUCGACCUUCCACUCCUCUUUCCUCUUAUAGGUCCACGGUCUUGUUAUCAGGAGACACUUUUCACCUGCUGCCUUUAUUCCGACAACACUAGCACCUCUCUGAGCUACAUCUGACCUGAAAAGAAAGUAAGAAAAAUCAACAUGGACGUGACAGUUGUGCUCCUGCUACUACUUCACUCAGUCAGAGGGACAGAAUUGCUUGAGCCUUCAGCACAACCAACUAAUUUUUCACUGCCAGAAGACAGUGACGCCUGGGCAUAUGCGUCCAUGCUGUUCGGCAAUGAAACAGAAGACUCACCCUCAUUUCAAGAGAACGUCACAAACGCCACCAUGAACAACACAGAAACAGACCUUUACAUCACAGGGUCUAACGAAACAUGGACAAGCAAAGAGGACGUGGAUAAUUAUGACAGAACAUUUGACAACGCAAGCACAAACGACACAAACCUCAACAUCACAGACACUAACGACACAAACAACACUAACACAAGCAAAGAUGAAAUGGGUUCUGGUUUUAGUGAUGCAGAAUCUGGUGAAACCACUCCAUCCCCCGACUAUAAUAUUACGAAGUCCAACAACCCAGAGGACAUAACCACCAUCACGACAAUCGCCGCCACCACCAGUGGCAUCAACAGCACCACCACCAGCACCACCACCACUACCGCCAGCACCAGCACCACCAGCACCAACAGCAGCCUUGAUGAUAGGAGAGAUAUUGUGUACACCGAAAAUAACAGGGCUGUGGAUUCAGCGGGGAGCAACACAAGGAACAAUAACGCAACGGCGUGGGCCAUAGUCAUCGGUACAGCUAUGGCUGUGGGUGUUGUGAGCCUGAUCGUCUAUAUCCUGAAGAAACGGAGGGACCACCGAGACUUCAACCACAGGAAGCUUGUGGAAGACCUACCCGCAGGACCAGUGCUCCGUCUGGACAGCUAUGAGAACCUGGGAAUGGGCACUUUGGCCUUCAACAACCCCGUGCUCCAAGGUGACGACAUCCAUAUGGACCACAUGGGCGGCUCACAGAACAAGCACUAGGAUUGAAAGAAGAGUCACAGGGCUGAACCAUCCAGGGUUUUUACACCAAAAAAAUCAACAUUGGAAGAUAAUGGCACUGUGCUUUAUGUACUGCAAUAUAUUAUAGCAAAGAGAUUACAAAUUGCUUUGCUAUUCCUGUUAAAUUUAGUAACAAGCAGGGCCUCUGUCCUAAAUCUCCCCAAGGAAUCUUCCGGAGCCUCAUAGCUCACAAAUGAGUCAGUCAUGAAGACCCAGGAACUCUCCCCAGUGCAUGUAACUCGACAAAUCAGGUGUAUUAUUUAAAGAAAAUCUCCCAAUACUUUCUAGCUAGAAAUGGCAGUUGCUACCUUUUUAAUGCAUAAAAGUUCUGUCAGGCCCUGAAAACGUGCCACAUUAAUCCAGUAUUGGAAAUAAUAUACAAAACAAAUUUACUGCGAUAUAAAAUUAAAAAUUAGAAACCUGUUCCAUUCUAGUUUUCUAACAACUUUCUAACACAAUAGGUGUGCCUGCAAAUUGGAGUAGGUUUUUUGGAUGGAUGAAAGGACGCUUGAAGAAAAUCCCUCACUCUCACAUGGAAAGCAAAGUGAGGCAAUCUCUGUCCGCUUUUCUGACAUGGUUCAGUUGAUUAAGGUUACAAGGUCUGGAGUACGAAGAGCUGGUCAUAGGCUCUUAAAGAAAUUAAGUAUUUAUGAUUUAAUCACUAAAUUAUUCAUGCUGGGAACACAACACCCUUCUAAAACCCAGCAGUCACAGGAGUGGAUGUAAGAUCUGCCAUAAUGUACAGUGUGGAUGAUUAAUGCAAAAUGUUAUAAGGUGCCAAAUGGUGUUUUUACUAAGGACAAAGCGAUGCAAAUGGUCUCCCAUUCCGUUUCCAUGGUAAUAGAAAAGGAAAGUGUAGCUGAAGUCAUAGAAGACCCCCGUGCUUACCCCAUAUGGCCAUAAAGAUGGCGAAAAACACUGUGCCGCCGUUGUCAAAGAGAUGGGUGACCUAGGGAGGCAUGAGAGAGGCAAUUUUACAUCCAGAAUUGAAGAAACCCACAAUCUGCACCUACAUAUAGACUGCAGGACAGUUAGGCAAAUUAUAUGAGGAUAAAGGGAUCAGUCCCUUUCAGACAGAUACUGGCUGGGGCUUAUCCAGAUAGCUUAGGAUGGUUCGGAUGCAUUGAUCCUUACAUAGGAAUGGGUCUGACACAAUGCCCUUUAUAUGAAACAAUGUUCAGAUAAGGAAACACUGUCCCACUGCGGGAACAACAAACAUAAAAGGUGGUGGCUUGCUCUUCUAUAUGGCGAAACUGAACGAGAGAUGCCUUUUAACACGGCACUUAUCAUAGAACAUACACAUCUUAACCUUAACAUGCUGCACAAAGUACAUGGUAUGUGGUCAAGUGAAAUGUGUACUGUAAUUGUAAAGUAAAAAUAGUCAAUACACAGACCAAAUAUGAUGAAUUCAGCACUAAUAAAAAUGUAAUUUCUUUUAA
Brienomyrus brachyistius is the source of this 2522-nucleotide messenger RNA. Its product is annotated as serine-rich adhesin for platelets-like. The record is from RefSeq and is a predicted model, not a curated record. The coding region runs from base 172 to 1065 and encodes 297 amino acids. The transcript has 4 exons. Lineage: Eukaryota; Metazoa; Chordata; Actinopteri; Osteoglossiformes; Mormyridae.